Molecule: messenger RNA, 1865 nt
Organism: Lymnaea stagnalis (great pond snail)
Lineage: Eukaryota; Metazoa; Mollusca; Gastropoda; Lymnaeidae
Source: the annotation of a GenBank genome assembly
AGGAUGAACAAAGCGCACAUCGUUCCAAACUUCACCAGGCCGGCAGGGCAACGCUGGGUCAUGUUCACACCUGAGGCGCCAUGCAGGGCUGGGAACUUCUGGAUCCUCAACACGACACAGUUCAUUGGUGAAUAUGAUCACAUAAUGGCUUCAUAACAAUGAUCUUAUGAUCUAUGUAAAUGAGACAUUUUGUAAACAAAAUUUGAAAAACAAAUUGGGCUUAUUAGAAUUGCUUUUAAACUACAUCUAUUAGUCUGUUUCAAUACUAUAUCACAUGUAUGCUCACAAGUUCUCUUAACCUACUUGCAGUGCUGAAACAUCUACGCAAUUCAAAGCAGUUGCCACCAACUUCUCCAAAUAUUAAGUAUUAUAGAUUAUUUUUUAAAAAAGAAAUUGAUAUUUUUGGGUUUUUCCCACACCCCCUUGCACUGGCUCCCUUACCCCCUUGCACUACCUUACAUACCCCCUGACACUAGCUCCUGCAUCCCGUGGAACUAGCUCCCUUACCCCUUGCACUAGCUCCCGUUUCUGCUUGCACUAGCUCCCCUAUCCCUUUGCACUAUCUCCCGUAUCCCUUUUCACUAGCUCCCGUAUCCCUUUGCACUAGCUCCCGUAUCCCUUUGCAAUAGCUCCCGUAUCCCUUUGCACUAGCUCACGGAACCCCCUUGCACUAGCUCACGUAACACCUUGCACUAGCUCUUGGAACCCCCUUACACUAGCUAACGUACCACCUUGCACUAUCUCCCGUAUCCCCUUGCACUAGCUCAACUAACACCUUGCAUUAGCUCUUGGAACCCCUUACACUAGCUAACGUACCCGUUUUCACUAGCUCCCGUAUCCCCUUGCACUAGCUCUCGUACCCCCUGGCACUAGCUCCAGCAUACCGUUGCAUUGGCUCCCAUCUCAGAUUGACACAAUGAGUAAAAAACCACUUAAACAACUGCAAACCGACUUUUUUUCAAGUCUCAAACAAAUAUUUUCCUCAAAAAUUGGCAGGUCAGUUUAACUGGAGCCUCACCUACCACUUGGACUCGGACAUCCCCAGACCGUACGGGAAACUCAGACGAGUAACGCCGGCACCGGACAAGAACUACGACGCCAUCUAUUCCUCUAAACACGUGCAGGCCGCGUGGUUUGUCAGCCAUUGCAGCACCGAAAGUUUAAGAAUGCCGUAUGUCCAUCGCUUGCAGAAGAUAGUCCCCGUGCACAUCUUCGGGAAAUGCGGGAACUACUCUUGUGCCGAGGGUUCUAACUAUCGACGGGACGACAACCGUCGUUGUUUCCCGUUGCUAAGCAGGAAAUACUUUUACUACCUGGCGUUUGAGAAUUCCUUCUGCGUCGAUUACGUCACGGAGAAAUUUUUUAAGCUGUUCACGAAUGCUGACGUCAUACCCGUUGUACGCGGCGGCGCCAAUUACAAACGUUAUUUCCCACCCGAUACUUUCAUAGACGCAUCAGACUUCGAUUCGCCUGAGGCCCUGGGCGAAUACUUAAAGGAUUUAUCGCAGGAAAAGGAUCGAUACAUGAAAAUGCUGAGAAAAAAGAGCGAGUACGAAUACGUUGCUGUUGAAAGCUGGCAUUGUAAGUUGUGCGAGAAGAUGAACAAAGACACUGGCGUCCAGUGGUACCCUGAGAACAACAUGUGGACCUGGUUUUUUAAAGACCAGUGCAACAAUCCUAAACAAAUAUAAAAGACGAUGCUGAUUUAUUAGGGGAAAAAUGAUUUAUAUUUGUUUCAUGUUAGCAAUGUUUUAAAAAUUGUGUUCUUUAAAGUGGCAGUACCACUCCCAGAGGACGGUGGGAUGGCCGACGAGGAGAUGAAAGUCUGUCGGGUAUUUUAUGGGGUUCUAGGACUCAAAGGAGGC